Molecule: messenger RNA, 2122 nt
Organism: Spizellomyces punctatus DAOM BR117
Lineage: Eukaryota; Fungi; Chytridiomycota; Chytridiomycetes; Spizellomycetales; Spizellomycetaceae
Exons: 1
Coding region: 99-1934 (611 amino acids)
Source: RefSeq, a predicted model, not a curated record
GACAUCACACUUUUUGCAUUGGAGGUGCGGCAUUGGACACUUGCUUCUCGCGGGCAUUUCCACUCGUUUGAGAGGUAUCAAACUUGGACGGGGACAAGAUGUUGGGAAUACAGACUUCCGCCUCGUCCUCUUACCGCUCUCCGCACUCUCACUCCCACUCGGCGUCGUCUCCCUCUCCCUCGUCGUCCUCUCGUCACUCGCUUCAGUACUAUCCCCUCUCACCUGCGUUUUCCACUACCUCUUCUACUUCUGCAUCGGACUUUAUUCCCUUCUCUCACAAGACGCAUCGCUCAGGAUGUGACGCUUGCAAGCUGAGGGCAGAGAGAAUCGCAGAGGCGAAGGCGCGCGUAGAAGACCUCAAGGCCCGACGUCAGAGAGAGCAGAGAGAACAGCAGAAUGGAAGAUCCUCUUCCUUGCCGCCGUGGAGGCCGGUUGGUGGAGGCAGUAGUACUUUUUCGGAACCAGUGCGAUCUGCGUCACCUUGUCCAUCCGUUACUUCCACUGCGUCAUUCUCGUCCCGGUUUGAUUCCAUUGCCCCCCGUAUUGAUACGGGUUUGCGUGACCGUUCACGGCGGAGGUCCAUGCUGCUUAGAGCUGAAACACCGACUGUGUCGUCCGGGACGAGGUCGUCUAAUUUGGUCGAUCGCCCGCCAUGGGAUUCCUCCUUUGCCACGGAACGAUCGAGGCCUGCACCUCGUCCAGUGAACCGACUUUUUCUCGAACCGUCUACGACGAGGUCGCGCAGCCCGGAACCUUCCAGAUCGCGAACGCCGAGUUUGAGAUCCCCUAGUUCGGGGUCGUCCCGAUUUGCAGCAAGGAGGACCUCGUCUAUGCAGACAGCGGUGGGUCAGCGACCGUCAAGCCCCGUCGUCCGCUCUCCUCUUCCUCGCGCAAGUGUCAAUGAACCCAGAAUACUCCGUGGGCGCUCUCGUGAGGAGGCAUCAGCAGCUCCUCAAUCGCCCGCUCCAGCACCCACUUCAGAUGAGGAACUAUUCCAAGUUGUAACAGCCAAUACGGAAAUCCAUAUUGUGAAUAAUGCACCUGCCACCUUAUCGGUGGCAAGUGAAGGACCGGGGGAUAUCGAGCCUGCAUCAAUUUUCGAGGUACCUGCAGAACAACAGACCAAAACCGAAGAGCCUGCAACGCCUCCCCCUGAGGCAUCAGAACCGGAGACUCCUCACCCAGACCCGCCUCAGCUCGAUAGCAAGGCAGACGACAUUGAGGCGCUCAAAGCUGCGUUUCAGUCUGUCGAUGCCAUAACAAAUGGGGAUCAGACUCCCGUGAAUCAAGUUCCAGAGAACUCAAUGCAAAGCACAGAUGCCGUUCAAGGAAAGGACCUAUGUGACGCUGCUUACCAACCAAUCGACGAGAACCACAAUGACCGCACUCCCACCACCGAUAGUGGUACCAAGGGGACUGCGCCUUCUUCCUCUGCCUUACCCCAUACGCCCCCAUCGACCCCAACACCUCCGCAUUCCACUCCCCCCUCCCCAACACCUCCACUCAUCAACCUCAGACCUCCCCGUCCCAAAGUCGACAUGUCAGAUCUCACAGCCCUCACAAACCAUAUUUCCACCACCCUAGCCACCCUCGAAUCCCAACACACUACACUAACCCGCUCACCAACCCCAAGCGCCAAACCCCUGUACAUCGAAUCCGCUAAAUCCAUCAUCUCCACCGCACGCUCCAUUUCUCGCUCAUGGCGUACCCCCGCACAGGCAUGCGCCGACCCGAUUCUCUCUGCGCGCUUAUUGGGGAGUUUGGAUCAAGUUGAUGCACUAGCGGGUCAGAUGAUGGUUUUGACGCGCAUGAAGGAACGGGAUGAGAAGGAUCGGGAUGCGGGUGGACAGGUUCUGGUGUGUGCGAGAAAUGUUGUGGGCUGUUGUUUGGGGGCUUUGAGCGAGUUGGAAGCUGUUGGGGUUCGUUUGCGGUAGUGGCGGUCGGUGCCGCACUUUAAAAGGAGGCGGCAGCCGGGAUGGUUGAGCUCCCUCGAUGAUUGCUGUAUGUAGGGCACGGCAUUGAAUAGAGUUCCUGAAUUGUAUACAUGUAUUUGUUAGGGUGUGUAGAUGAUGAUAUGUAUCACGAGCUAUUGUACAAUCCAAAUUUCUGUAUUUUCGUCGUA